AUGGAUUCGUUCAAACGGUUCCAGUCGAAAGUGUUCUCUUCGGUUAGCACAAUUCGGAAGCCAGAAAAUACUGUAAGUGAAGACUGGAGACUAAGCGUGAACCUAAAAGAACAGAGAACGAUUCGUUCAGUGAAAGCAAACAUUUCUUUCAGGCUGAGGACCAGGCGUACAACACGAAACGAUGUUUCAUCCACGUCAAUCAUCUAUCCGUCGCAAUCGCCGUCGUCGAGCUCUCUAUUCUCGUUUACCAAGUUUCACUUUCCCUGUUUUCUCACUUUCAAUGUUUAUUCCUUCAGCUCUUGAAUGGCAGCUGGGGAAAUUCGGAUUACGCGUUCGUUUUCACUUGCGCGGCCUUGCUAUUCCUCCUCGUCAUUCUGCUCCUUUUCGUGGCGAUUUUCUACCGAAUCAGCAACCUUCUCAUUCCGCACAUCAUCAUGCAGCUCUUCAUUGUCGUCAGUUUCCUCGUUCUCACCGGAUUUUCGCUCUACGCUCUUUUCUACGGAGCCACAUUUCAAAUGUUGCUCGUGGUAACCAAUCCGCAGAUUGCCGCUGAUUCCAUGGUCCGUAUCCCUUUCCCUUUACACCUGCUCUAUUUGUGUUCCAGACUGCCCUUCCUGCUCCGAUGCUCGCAACGAACAUGGUCUCGGGAUUCCUUGCCGGUCUCCUCGUCAUCUUCGCUGUUUCCUACCUCCUGGUCGCCGUACUCAACGUGAGUUUCUUUUUUACAUUCCCCUCUAUCCCAAUUCUCUAUUUUUCAGACGUGGUGCUUAUACGUGGUUAUCGACAGUUUCCAGCUGCUCAGAAGCCAAAAGAACCAGAGCCGUCCUCCGUCUGUCGAAGAAUACUGUGCUCCGAAAACGAUCCAGCUCUCAUUGUACCCGAAUCAAAUCGUCCAAGCCACCGACUUUUAA
Molecule: messenger RNA, 911 nt
Organism: Caenorhabditis sp. 36 PRJEB53466
Lineage: Eukaryota; Metazoa; Nematoda; Chromadorea; Rhabditida; Rhabditidae
Source: the annotation of a GenBank genome assembly